GGUGAACAAAAUUUCAUCACUUCAAACAAUUUUUUUUAGCUAAAUUAGUCGUGAAAAAAAAUACAAUAUUCAACUCCAAAAUAACUAUUCAAUAUUAGCGGAAUAUUAGUGGAUAAAUUAAUCCAUCUGCUGCACCCAAGAAUCCGCCUCUGGUUUAACAAGAGAUCAGAGAAUGCGAGUCCAUUCCCUCACAGUCGGAUGAAAUAGGCCCCUCCCCUCCUGACCCUUCUCCCACAUUACUUAGUUGAGUUGUAAAGCCAGCCUGUCAACCGAAAUUCUCUCCUGCCUUCCACUCGCUAGUUAGUUUAGUUCCAAUGUUGUCUUCAGCGUUCCACGUAUGCGUCGCUAUCGGCCAGCAUUGAAGCGCGUGCGACACGCAAUCGAAUACAAUUUGAGGCACACGAACGGACCAGCAGAUAGUAGAUUGAGUCGCGGUACGAUGUGCUGUGAGGUCGUCGAUUUGCGACCGCAGGAAAAGCAGUGCUCGCAGUGAUGUGAUCAGUGACAUGCCGGAGAAAGAGGCGGAUUUCCAGACCGCCAUGUCCGCUGGACUACCCGUGCAGUUUCCAUCGGCGUUCGCCGCCUUCCACGCGCCCUUGCCCGUCGACCAGAGGACCCACGAGGGACGGUACGUUUGGGACCACAGGAUGCAACCGCCAGCUGGGGCUUUCCAUCCGCCGGCGCCGCCAAGUGUUGGUGGAAGUCCUGGAAGCGGUCUACUUCUUGGCAGAGAACUUCAUCCGGCAUAUCGGUUGCCUCCACACAUGGAGUACUUGUAUUCUCUUCAACAUUCCACGAAUAACUCCAUUCACGGUCUGGGAUUGAGUCCAGAGUACUUAAGUGCUAGAGGUCUAACAGAAGUCCAUCCUGCAUCCACUCUAGGAAGCUCUGAAUUUCCAUUUAGUAUAGAUGGUUCCAGAUUGAACAGUCCCCGACCAGGCAGCAUCCGAGCGUCGCGAAAGCGAGCCCUGUCCUCGUCGCCCUACUCCGACUCCUUCGACAUAAAUUCCAUGAUACGGUUCUCGCCCAACUCCCUCACGUCUAUCGUAAAUGGAUCCAGAUCGUCGAGCGCCAGCGGUUCCUACGGGCAUCUCUCCGCCGGAGCGAUCAGCCCCGCUUUGGGCAUGCACCCCAUGCACCUGCAGCAGCUCCAGGCGCACCUCAUGCGCAGCUCGGGCUCGCUGCUGCCGCUGCCGCCCGCCGCGCCGCCCCCCCAUCCGAUGUACUCGCUCGGCCACCACCCCCUGCACGUAUCUCACAACGUUAAGACUGAACUAUUAAACGACAGAAAGAAGUCCGAGAGUAGCACGGUAACUCAAUUGGACGCGGACUCGACGUCGAGGAAAUCGAAGGUCAAGAAGGAACCGUCGCCGAAUUCCUGCGGCCAGGACGGUCAGAACGAUCCCACCGAUCUCAAGGAUGAACCCGGCGAUUUCAUCGAGACCAAUUGCCAUUGGAAAGACUGCUCGACGGAGUUCGGUACGCAGGAGGAACUGGUGAAGCACAUCAACAACGAUCACAUACACGCGAAUAAAAAAUCGUUCGUAUGCCGAUGGGAGGGCUGUUCGAGGGCGGAGAAGCCGUUCAAAGCUCAAUAUAUGCUGGUGGUUCACAUGAGGCGGCACACUGGCGAGAAACCCCACAAAUGCACGUUUGAAGGAUGCGCCAAAGCUUAUUCGAGACUGGAAAACCUGAAGACCCAUCUGCGAUCUCACACCGGCGAAAAACCCUACACCUGCGAGUACCCAGGCUGUGCGAAGGCCUUCAGCAACGCUUCGGAUAGAGCCAAACAUCAAAACCGUACGCACAGCAACGAGAAACCGUACGUAUGUAAAGCCCCGGGUUGUACGAAGAGAUACACGGAUCCCAGCUCGCUUCGCAAGCACGUCAAGACCGUCCACGGGGCGGAGUUCUACGCCAGCAAGAAACACAAAGGCACGGAACAAGGUCCCGACGACGGCCCCACCGGGCUGGAUUCCAGUCCUCGCAGCGAAGACAUGCAAAGCCACAAAACGGCGAGCCUCAGCAGUCCCAGCAUCAAGUCCGAAUCCGACGUCAAUUCGCCGGGACAACACCAGCAAGGAAGUCCCUUGGGAACCACCCAACUUGCAGGACUUGGCGGUUUUAACGACGAUCUUCCGGGCGAUAUCGGUGGAAGUCUCGCGCCGACCGACGACAUUCCGUGGACCUACGACGCGGAGGAUCUGGAAAUCGACGAGUUACCUGUGGUUUUAAGGGCGAUGGUAGGAAUCGGCGGCGAGAGGGGAGCCCUAGCGGUCACCGAGCGAACGCCCAGAGUGAGAAUGAAGCAUCUUACUAAAGGAAAACCAACGGCUAUUCCAUCGGUGACCAAUCAAAGGAAGAACAUCGCCGAUUUGAAUCGAAGAAUAACCGAUUUGAAAAUGGAAGGCAACAACACCGUAACCGCGCAAACUAAAACGCAGCUGACCGAUCUCCAGCAACGCCUCCAACCGUCCGGGGGAAUCACGCAGGCCCAAAUCCGAAGGGACAGCAAUUCGACAGUAAGUUCCUACUACGGAAGCAUGAGAAGCGCCGACAUGAGCCGGAAGAGCAGCUUGGCCUCGCAGGCUUCCAGUAUGAGGCCUGGAGUAGCUCCCGGCUCUUUCUACGAUCCGAUAUCGGCCGGCAGUUCGAGGCGAUCGAGCCAAUUGUCCACCACCACAACGGGAGGUACUUGCAUUCCUCCACCGCCGCCUUCCCAUCUCCUCGCCGGUCAACUGCAAAAAUUACAAAAUUCACCGACGCCUACGAACAACAGCAAUUUAGUGCUACAGACGCAAAAUAUGUCACUGCAACAAACUGCUAUACAACAAACGUGGUUAUCGAAUAUACCUUCAACUACUACCAGUACGGAUAAUCGAAGACUGUCGGAACCUUGUCACACGUUGACGGAUAGAAAAAGUCCACCACCACGUCCCGCUUCGGUGUCCCUGUCGCCCCUGAAGGGCAGCGUGAAUUCCUCCGAACUACACCCCAACCAAGCCGUCGUCCUCGACGAAGUGGGCGAGGGCGAAAUGGUGGAAAACAAGCUGGUCAUACCCGACGAAAUGGUCAGGUACUUGAACCAAGUGGCCGACAAACAGAACGCCAUGGGCUGGUCGGACGCGAACCACGCCAAACCGCUGGGCAGCCCGUCGAGCUUCGCGCUACCGUCGCCCCAAAACAUGUCGCCGUCGGGCAUAAGCCAAAUCUUGCAGUCCCCCUCGAACAACCUCAACCAGAUGAUGCCGUCGCCGACGGGCGCGCAACUGAACCAAAUGAUCCACUCGCCGCCGUCGAACGUCAGCCAAAUGAUGCCGUCGCCGGCGCCCAGCAAUCUCAACCAAGUGAUGCCGUCGCCGGCGUCGAAUUUGAACCACGUGAUGCACUCGCCGUCGUCGAAUUUGAACCAGAUGAUGCACUCGCCGUCGUCGAAUUUGAACCAGAUGAUGCACUCGCCGUCGUCGAAUUUGAACCAGAUGAUGCACUCGCCGUCGUCGAAUUUGAACCAGAUGAUGCACUCGCCGCCGUCGAAUUUGAACCAGAUGAUACCGUCGCCGGCUUCGAACCGGAACCAGAUGAUGCCGUCGCCGGCGGCGAAUUUGACGCAAAUGAUGCCGUCGCCGGCGGCGAACGCCAUGAAGAUCGUCGCGCCGGCGUCGGCGCACAACCUCAACCAGAUGAUGCAGCCGCAAAUGAUGAACCAGCCCAACUACCAGCCGAACUACAACAUGAUGCAGCAGCAGCAGCAGCAGCAGCAGCAGAACGUGAACCAAAUGCCGGCGCGCUGCCAAUCGCAGAUGAUGAACGUGAAUUGCUUCAACAGACCGAUGAACUGCUACGGGAAUAACGUCCAGCAUUGGGACGGUUGCGGUUGCCAGGACAAUCACGCCUGCAGACAGAUGAACAACUACAACAACUCGAACCACUACUGCAACAAUCACUACAACCAGAACCACUACGGCUGCAACAACUACCAGAACGGUUACAAUUGCGUGCAGAACAUGCCGGAGCAGCCGCUGCCGUCGCCCGCCAUGGCCACACCGGCUCCGUCGGAGAUCAUGAGCCAGCCGCAACCGGCUCAGAUGUCCCGGCCCUGUUCGCAUUACGCCCCGAACUGUUACCCGAACGCGGCUUACGCGAGCCAGUGUCACGGUUGCGCGAACUGCAAGAAGCCGGGCUACAAUCACUGUUGCAAUCAAACCAACGAGAUCCAAUGCAACGACGUGAGCCAGUCGCAAAUGUCGCCGGGCGUGGCCGGCAACAACGGCACGACGAUGCUCGGCAUGCGGCAGGACACCUACCAGAGGACGUUGGAGUACGUGCAGAAUUGCCAGUCGUGGGUGAACAAUUCGGAUACGGUGAGCAGCACCACGCAUCCCUUGAACAACGUCGGGGACAAGCCCAGUUCGAAUAUGGUUGUUAACGAUAUGACUUCGUCGCUGAGUUCUUUGUUGGAGGAAAAUAGGUUUUUGCAAAUGAUUCAGUAGUUUUUCAGAUAUCGUACUCGUAGAACGGGAGUUUCGCGAGUUUAGGAAUAGAAGCACCGGUUAGUACGUCACGUCAUCUAGCUCAUAUUAUAAUAAAUUAUAAAUUUAUGAUAUUUCGAUUUUUUACGCAUUGUAAUUGUACCUACUUCUUGGAAAAUUUUAUAUUAGAAAAUAGAUAAAUUUUUUUGGAUAUGCCUAUAAAUGUUCAUCUUGAUAUGAAAUUUUUUUAAGAGUAAAACAGUGAUAAAACUGUUCGAAAUGUUUUGUUAGAGUUAGACUGUACAAAUAUUGUAUGAAAUGUAUAUUGUGAUAUGUAAAUUAAAUUUUGCAAUACUGAUUUUUAUGUUAGUUAAUUAUAAAGGCUUUAAAUAUUUUUUUUGUGAAUAACUUAAAAUUUCAUAGAACUUUAUUCGAUUCUCACUUGUAAUGUAUUAAUUUAUAUGUUAAUUUGGGGUCUAUUAUUGAUCUCGAUAUUAUUUUGUAAGGCCACAUACUGCCAUAUUUGUACAUCUUAUAUACGAAUAUUGUUUAAUAAUUGUUGUAAAUAAUUUUAUGUUAUAUUUUAUAACUGCAAUGAAAA
This is a messenger RNA of Phyllotreta striolata, 5070 nucleotides long. NCBI's taxonomy places the organism in Eukaryota, Metazoa, Arthropoda, Insecta, Coleoptera, Chrysomelidae. The record is from the annotation of a GenBank genome assembly.